AAGCACAAGAAGCGUAACCAUGAAAUACUGCUAACUAUUUGUUUCAGCUUUAAUGCAUAAUCAAUGCACGCUUAACAAACGUUAUUCAAAAUUAAAUUAUGAGAUUUAAAAUUUAAUUAUGUAUUGUUAAAAAAGAUAAUAAGUCAAUAAAAAUAUUUCCGUAAAGCAUCAACAAUAAAAGAACCAUAAGAAAGAAACUUCUUGAGAGAUACGUAAGUACAGCCAUUCAUAAAGAUGUUUCGCUACACAAAAGCCGUUUGCAGAAAAAUACCCAAAUCCAUUGUGUCUGGAGGUCUACGAAUGCAGAAAGAAAAAAAAGCAUUGGAUCAUAACCUAGCCUUGAAGCAGCAACAGUCAUACAUCAAUGCACUAACUAGUUUAGGUGUUAAGGUAACCGUAUUAGAAGCUGAUGAAGCAACACCAGAUUGCGUUUUUGUUGAGGAUACAGCCGUCGUGGUUGGUGAAACUGUUGUUAUCACAAACUCAAGCAUGCCUACAAGAAAAUUAGAAAUAAUACCAAUCAAGGAACACUUUGCUAAAUAUGAGAAAAACAAGAAGAUUAUACAAAUGGAAAGUCCUGCUCAAUUGGAUGGAGGUGAUGUUAUAUUUACAGGCCAUGAAUUUUUUGUUGGUCAGAGCAAGCGAACAAAUGAAUAUGGAUUGGAAACGUUACAGAAGGCAUUUCCACAAUAUCCUGUGCAUGGCAUAAAAGUCACUCACACAUUGCAUCUGAAAACAAUAAUGUCUGUAGUUGAAGAAGACAUGCUAACGUGUGGAACUGAACCUCACGUUUCGGAUGCUCUCGAAGAAGUCCUCACAAAAGCGACAAGAAAAUACAGUGUGUUAAGAGUACCCGAUGAAGCAGCAGGAAAUGUGGUACUGGUUAACGGUGCCAUAUUAUGUCGGUCACAACAAGAUUAUCCUGACUCUUACAGAGAGUUUGAGAAACUGGCAAUAAAAAAGAUCGAUCUUGAUGGAACCGAGCUGGAAAAGGUUGAUGGCUCUUUCACAUGCUGCUCUUUGCUUUACAAUUAAGCUUGAUUGUAUUAUACUUACUCACUUGGAAUAAAAUUUCCGCAUAAAAACGUAGCAUCAGGGCUGGGAUUGUUUUCGUAAAUUGUUGCGUGGCAUAUAUGAAACUUAUAGGUAACCUGCUCUGUUUGUAUAAUUAUAAUUUGCUUUUUUAAUAUAGCAAAAGGAGAGCGUUUAUUUUUAAUGAUAAAUUGUUACAAUUAAUAGUUUAUUUAGAAAAAAGUAGAACAAAAUAUAUUUUACCUCUA
Molecule: messenger RNA, 1280 nt
Organism: Hydractinia symbiolongicarpus
Lineage: Eukaryota; Metazoa; Cnidaria; Hydrozoa; Anthoathecata; Hydractiniidae
Product: N(G),N(G)-dimethylarginine dimethylaminohydrolase 1-like
Exons: 1
Coding region: 235-1035 (266 amino acids)
Biological process (GO): positive regulation of nitric oxide biosynthetic process; arginine metabolic process
Molecular function (GO): amino acid binding; dimethylargininase activity
Source: RefSeq, a predicted model, not a curated record